This is a messenger RNA of Symbiodinium necroappetens, 1224 nucleotides long. NCBI's taxonomy places the organism in Eukaryota, Dinophyceae, Suessiales, Symbiodiniaceae. The record is from the annotation of a GenBank genome assembly.
GCGCUCCUGGUCGUGCGCCAGCCCAGCAUUUUGCUGCUGUUGCAAGGCUUGUUCUCCUGGAGUUUUGAUUUGGCGGAUCCGGACACCUGGCCCCGCCAGUUGCCACAAGGCUUCGAGCAAGCAGUGUACUUGUGUGUUCCCAAUGCAGCUGUCUCAGAGGAAUCCUCCGGCUCUGCAAGGCAGAGUCCUCAAGGGUACUCUGCCUUUCGGGCCCCUGGACCAGCAGGCUUCGAGAGUGCCUUCCGCUUCUGCAGCGUCCCUGCCGCUCUUGCGGCGGGCAACCUGCGCUGCAGCUCCCCUGUCGACUUUUCGAUGGUGCCGCUGGACUCCUACACACCUGGAAGUGGUCUUCAGGAAGACAUUUUUGCAGAAUGGGAGGUCGAGGCACGGGAUGCAAAAGUACUCAUUGCCAUCUGUGGCAAUGGUGAAAUCGAAUUUGGAGAGGUUUGCGAUGAAGGACCAUUUGCUUCUGAUGGAUGCUUGUCGUGCCGCGCAGUAGCUCCUGGUUACAAAUGCAAAGCCAACACCAGCUGCACACCUCUCUGCGGAGACGGGCUCCUCUUCGAAGGAAUGGAGGAGUGUGAUGAUGGUGGAAUGUUGCAAGGCUGUUCCACCGAUUGCAAACUGUUGGCGUGCCAGCGCCAGGAAGUUGGGAUCAGUUCACAGUCAUUGAGUGGGGCAAGCUCGACAGAUCAGGAGCUGAUGGCCACGCUGCGCGAGGUGCACCUGGUGCCGGCCAAGGACAGCAGCCAGCGAAUGGAGCUCCAGGGUUACUUCCGCUGCUUCAGUUCCGUGGAUCAAUUUUCCGACAUUGCUGUCGCCUUGGCCGACUGCCGGGGAGCGACGCGGCUGUCGUUCCUUGGAGAAGUCAGCGCUGGGCAGAUGAUUCGGCAUGAUAUGGAGCUGGAGACCGCCUUUGACCCAGUGGGCGACAUGCACUACGAGGCAGGGCCAUACCAGCUUCGAGCCAGAUCCGAGGCAAACGGAACGGAGGUCUUGUUGAGCUGCAAGACUGGCUUCCUGUGGGAGCAGUGCCGCUUUUGGGCCGUGCAGCUAUCCGAAGAGACCAUGCCCACAGCUUUGUCGCUAAGCCAAGAUGGUCUGAGCUCUGAGCCUCUGGAGUUCAUGGAGGGAGCGCUAGAGAUUUGGAUCCCGCCAGACUCAUCGCGGUGGCUUUGUGAGGCUGCCGACCGGCUGCCCUUGAAAUGCGGAGAUGGGAAGCUG